Lotus japonicus is the source of this 4029-nucleotide messenger RNA. RefSeq lists its product as uncharacterized. Lineage: Eukaryota; Viridiplantae; Streptophyta; Magnoliopsida; Fabales; Fabaceae. The transcript has 4 exons. The coding region runs from base 3202 to 3930 and encodes 242 amino acids. The record is from RefSeq and is a predicted model, not a curated record.
UAGAAGCAACGAUAUUCUGCCAAGAACAUUGAAAUAACAAGAACAUAUUCAUUGGAUCUGAAUAAAAAAAGUCAUAAUUUUACAUGUGCGAAAAUUAUUGAAAAUCAAUCAGAACAAUUUACACUGAAAAUUCUUCAAGAUUAUUUCAUUUUUCAAGAAUUGUAGCAGAGUUGAGCAUUGUCGGUGAUGAUUACACAAAGCAAUCCAAUCUCCGUUGGUCUCAGGCUCUCAGCACAGUACAACACAUCCUUUCUCGAUAGCAAACCCAGAUUGAAAUAGAAAACCCCAAAUUGAAAAAGUAAACCCAGAUGAAGAAACCUAGAAACCCAAGAACUACCAAAACCCCAACUUAGAAAACCCAGAUCAGGAGAGGUAGAGUGAAGAAAAAUGGCACCAAUUUCCUUCAACAACCACAACCGAAAUUCAGAAAGAUGAUGAACAUGUUUGAGGAAAAGGUUGGAGGAGGGUACUCGAACGUGAAGUGCGAUGACCACGAACUCGACAUCGAAUCAGGGGAAACCCUCUACCCCGAUCUCAGCCUCGGCGAGAAUCAACUCCGUUUGGGCUCCAUCUGCAAGGUUUACGACAUCCUCUCCGCUCAGAUCGUCUUCACCACCAUCGUUUCCCUCAUCAUCGUCUUCCUGCCUUCAUCUGUAAGCUCAUGUCCUCUUUCCUUCCCGAUCUCCAAAUUUAGGGUUUCAUAAAUUUUCAAUGUGAUUUUCCUUUUGCUUUUCUGGUUGUAGUUUUGAUCCCGUUGCAGAAGCAUUCUUACAAUUACAUCUUGCUUGGAAUUUUCACCAUCUCAAUUAGCAUGACCAUGGGAGUUGGGUUUGGGGCCCCCUAUGGGGCUCCCCGCCAGGGAUGGCAACGGGGCGGGUAUCCGAACCCGUACCCGAACCCGCAACACUACCAGCGGGUAGUCGACCCGUAUCCGUACCCGUUAAGCGUCAAACGGGUACCCGUUUACGGGCCUUAAACGGGUUUGGAUACCCGCGGGUACCCGUUAAGCGUCAAACGGGUACCCGUUUACAAUUUUUUAUUUUCCUAAAUUACUGCAAAUUAACUUUUUUUUGUUGGAAAUUUAAAUUGAUUUCAGAUCUUAAAUAACACCCAUAUAAUUGAACAUUAAUUGAGCGGAUGAAGCAAAUAAAUAUGAAUUAAUUUCAAUUAGUUUGAAAUAUCAAGUUCAUUAAAACAAUCGAAGAUUAUAAAUAUUCUUCUCAAAUCGAAACUUAAUUACCACCAUUAUACACCAAACUUUGCUUAUAUUUUACUAAAAGAUAAUUAUAGAAUAUUGACUUUGAAUGGAGAAGAAUGAAACCCUAAAAUUUUAAUUUGGGCUUAAGUAAAUAGUAAGGGCAUUUAUGUAAUUUUACUCUAACGGGUACCCACGGGUAGGGUACGCGGAUAUCCGCCCCGCCCCGUUUUCGGACGGAUAUUUAAAAUAUCCGUUUUUCCAACCCGUGGGUACCCGAACCCGCGGGUUAUUAUACCCGUGACGGAUUUUUAUCCGCGGGUACCCGCGGGUUCGGUUUUUUUUUUGCCCCAUUGCCAUCCCUAUCCCCGCCCCACUUAAAGUGGGGAAAUUACUGGAAAGCCCCCCUUUAAUAGAAUACGGAAGACACAUUUCCGUAUUGAAUACGGAAGUCUCAUAUCCGUAUUAUAUUAGUAUGUAAACCGGCAAGGGUUUAUUCAAACCCAUUUCAAAGCCAUUUCCGUAUUUUUCCCCUUGCUCUUCUCCCCUCUUCAACCUUCGAUCUCCGUCGCUCCCCUUGCUUGAACCGUGUACUUGAAAGGUUCCAUCAUCUCCAUCAAAGCUCUUCAUCAACCCCAUUCUCAGAAUUGAAACCUAGAGUGAGAAUGAAGAACAGAAAGAGGUCUCAUGCUUCUAGUGAGGAUGUCGGGGCUACUGAGGAUAGACACCGGCGGUUACAUGCUUCUAGCCGGCGCGGCGAUCAUGCUGCAACCUCUCAGGCGGUGGAGGCUUCAGCUCCAGUUGUUUCUCCGCCGUCUCCCAUGAUUGAGUUGCCUCUGGUUGAUUAUCCGCCGUCUCCCACGGUUGAGAUACCUACAGUUGAUUCUCCGCCGUCUCCCACGGUUGAGUUACCUCGCCAGGAGUCAUCAGGCGGGGAGUCCUCAGGCGAGGAGUCUUCCGGCGAGGAGUCAUCCGGCGAGGCCUCAUCCGGCGAGGAGUCAUCUGACGAGGAUAGUAUUCCUCCGCCUGAUGUUGAUGCUGAUGUCCUGCUGCCAGAGCAGGGGCCACAGGGUGGCGAGGAUGACCUGAUCCAGAGGUUGCCGCCGUUUCCGGGGGGCCUGUUGAGCUGUCGCUCCUCACCCAUUAUGCUGAUCACAAGGCUCCCUGGGCGUGGCAUGCACUCCUACGCACCGACGAGCGGUAUGUGGACCGUCAACAGUUGAAGGUGGCCACAGCUGGGGGGAAGGUUUGGAACCUUGCUUGUGAUGGUGAUUCAGACAGUCACAGGCGGGUUCGAGAGUUGAUUUAGCAGACGGGUCUUCAUCAGCUACCCUAUUGCAGCUACCCGGUGACAGAUGCAGGCCUUAUUUUGGCCCAUGUGGAGCGAUGGCAUGAGGAGACUAGUAGCUUCCACAUGCCGUUCGGGGAGAUGACUAUCACCCUGGACGACGUGUCGGCUCUUCUCCAUCUCCCCAUGGGGUUGAGGUUCUACACGCCUGGGAGGGGGGAGAGGGACGAGUGUGCAGCGCUCUGUGCUCAGUUGAUGGGAGGAUCUGUUGGUAUUUAUGAGGCUGAGUUUGAUACGAAUAGGUGCCAGACUAUUCGCUUUGGGGUCUUGCAGACCCUGUAUGAGGCUGCAUUGGCGGAGCACCGAGAUGAGGACGCUGCGCGGAUUUGGCUGGUGAACAGCUAGGUGCGACGCUCUUUGCUAGCAAGAGCGGAGGCUACCAUACGACCGUCUACUGGAUAGGGAUGUUGGAGGAUCUUGGCCGAGUGUGCGAGUACGCUUGGGGCGCGAUUGCGCUCGCUACGUUAUACGACCAGCUUAGUCGAGCGUCCAGGAGGGGGACGGCCCAGAUGGGAGGUUUCAGCUCGCUCCUGCUAGGAUGGGUCUACGAGUACCUUUCUGACCACGUCAUUAUCCGGAGUACUCGCAGGACCAGCCUAGGGCGCGGCGGUGGGUUACGUCCCGGGUCCCGCAUGCAGGCCUUGAUGAGAGGCGAGUCAUGCUCGAUGAGCUGACGGUGGAUGACAUUAUAUGGACCCCAUUUGAGGACCAUCGGGCUCAUCGACCACGGGAUCCGAGGGCCAUGUAUUCUGGCUACAUCUGGUCGCCAUUUGGCCGUGUUGUUCGACGGCAUCUACCAGAGAGGGUUCUGCGCCAGUUUGGCUACAUACAGGAUGUCCCUCGACACCCCUCUGAGAUCCAGACGACUGGGUCCCUUGCUGAGACCGCAGAUGCUGCCUAUGCUGAGUUUGAGCCGCACCUCCGCCCUCAGGGGAUCCCUGCUACAUAUCCGGGAGAGGCUGUGGAGGAUUACAUGAGGUGGUACAGCGCUGUGUCCCAUCGGUUCAUCAUCCCUGAUGAUAGGAGGGAGGAGUUCAGUGCGGUGACUGUUAUGCGUCGGGCCGUGGACUUGUUGGAGCAGUCACUCGAGGUGCCAGAUGCUCCUGCAGUGGGCACGCAUUCCCGAUCCCUCAUUGAGAGGGCGCUGGAUCUUAUUAGAUCCAAUGCCUUCAUUGGUACCCAGGGGGUAGCCUUUGCUGCUGUCCGAGGAGCUAGAGCUGCGGGAGGCAGAGGUCGUGGAGACAGAGCGCGUGGGGGCAGAGGUCGUGGAGGCAGAGCCCGUGGAGAGGGUGCUCCUGCAGAGGGUGCGCGUGGAGGCAGAGGCCGUGGAGGCAGAGCCCGUGGACCUAGAGGUCGUAGGGGGGCCGAUAGGGGUCGGGGCGAGUGAUUGACUGUAUAUUUGUAUAUUUUUUGUGUAUUUUUAUAUUAUGACAUGUGACUCUUUGUAUUAUGACUCUCUUUAUAUUAGUCGUGCUUUCUAUUUCCA